Molecule: messenger RNA, 1897 nt
Organism: Beta vulgaris subsp. vulgaris (sugar beet)
Lineage: Eukaryota; Viridiplantae; Streptophyta; Magnoliopsida; Caryophyllales; Amaranthaceae
Product: non-specific phospholipase C6
Exons: 4
Coding region: 54-1604 (516 amino acids)
Biological process (GO): phospholipid catabolic process
Molecular function (GO): hydrolase activity, acting on ester bonds
Source: RefSeq, a predicted model, not a curated record
AAAUCCCAUUCUCUAGUUCACAUUCUACUUUAUCCCUCAAACACCACUGCCCAAUGAAAACCACCUUUUUUCUCCUCUUACUCCUGUCUUUCUCCUCCAUUUUCCCUCCCAAACAAUGCUUAAGCCAAAAACAAUCACCCAUUAAAACCAUAGUAGUCCUAGUCCUAGAAAACAGGUCAUUUGAUCACUUAAUCGGAUGGAUGAAAAAGUCCAUCAACCCAAAGAUCAAUGGUGUGGAUGGGACCGAGUGCAACCCGGUCUCAACCAAAGACCCGAGAUCGAAAUCCGUCUGCGUCAGCAACGACGCCGAGUACGUAGACCCAGAUCCAGGGCAUUCCUUUGAAGAUGUUGCGAAACAAGUGUUUGGAGAAAACAACAACAUAUCCAUUCCUUCAAUGAAAGGGUUUAUAGAACAAGCACUUUCAAUGUCAGAGAAUGUUUCAGCAGCAGUUAUGAAAGGAUUUAAGCCAGAAAAUGUGCCUGUUUUUGAAGCUUUAGUUAGAGAAUUUGCUGUUUUUGAUAGAUGGUUCUCUUCAAUUCCUGGACCAACCCAACCAAAUAGGUUGUUUGUUUAUUCAGGAACUUCACAUGGUGCUGUUAGUCAUGUGAAGAAACAGUUGGCUCUUGGAUACCCACAAAAGACUAUCUUUGAUUCAUUGCAUGAAAACAAAUUGGAUUUUGGGAUUUAUUAUCAGUCUAUUCCAAGCACUUUGUUUUAUAGAAAUUUGAGGAAGUUGAAGUAUGUUUUUAAGUUUCAUCUCUAUGAUACUUUCAAGAAGCAUGCCAAAGCUGGUAAACUCCCCAGCUUAACUGUCAUUGAACCCAGAUAUUUUGAUAUAAAAGGAUCGCCAGCAAACGACGACCAUCCAUCACAUGAUGUGGCAAAUGGACAAAAACUAGUGAAAGAAGUGUAUGAAACAUUGAGGGGAAGUCGACAAUGGAAUGAGAGUCUUUUAGUGAUAACAUAUGAUGAGCAUGGUGGAUUUUAUGAUCAUGUCCAAACACCUUAUGUCAAUGUUCCUAGCCCAGAUGGCAACACUGGUCCUCCACCUAAUUUCUUCAAGUUUGAUAGACUUGGUGUACGUGUGCCUACUAUUAUGGUCUCACCUUGGAUCAAAAAAGGAACCGUAAUGAGUAAGGCAAAAGGACCCACACCAGAUUCAGAGUUUGAGCAUUCUUCAAUCCCAGCUACUAUUAAGAAAAUUUUCAACCUUAAAUCCAAUUUCUUGACCCAUAGAGAUGCCUGGGCGGGUAUUUUUGAGGAUGUUGUGACACAAUUAACCUCUCCCAGAACUGAUUGUCCAGAGGUUCUACCUGAAGUAACUCCACUGAGAAAGACAGAAGCAGAUGAAGAGAGGCAAUUAUCCCAAUUCCAGACUGAAGUAGUUCAGUUAGCAGCUGUUCUAAAUGGUGACCAUUUCUUGAGUAGUUUCCCUAAUGAAAUGGCAAACAAAAUGAAUGUAAGAGAAGCUCAUGAGUAUGUAACCGGUGCCGUGUCAAGGUUUCUUAGAGCCGGGAAAGAAGCUGUUAUGCUCGGAGCAGACGAGUCCACCAUUGUAAAUAUGAAGUCUUCCCUCACUACAAGAUCCUCCACCCACCAUUAAGAAUUAAGAAACUUUCCAAGUCAGUGUAAGAGUACCCAACAUACUAAACACUAGUCCAUAUGGUUAGUAGUACCAAAUACCAAUACAGUCCUGGGCAAAAAAUGCUUAGGGUGUAGGAGACUUAGUAGUUUCUAGCUGCUUGUGUAAUUAGUGUGAGUACUUAUAGAGUUAAAGUAGUCCAAAAGCAUCCUUGUCACCACCCUAUACGCUUACGUUCAUCUUUUUCUUUUUUUAUGGUAAGCUUGCGUUAAACAUAAUAUCAUGAAAUAGUAUUUUUACUCUUUUUCUUCUUC